Hibiscus syriacus is the source of this 486-nucleotide messenger RNA. Its product is annotated as mitochondrial import receptor subunit TOM6 homolog. Bases 104 to 268 code for a protein of 54 amino acids. The record is from RefSeq and is a predicted model, not a curated record. Lineage: Eukaryota; Viridiplantae; Streptophyta; Magnoliopsida; Malvales; Malvaceae. The transcript is spliced from 2 exons. Gene Ontology annotation, cellular component: mitochondrial outer membrane translocase complex.
AACCCCAACGCGGCUAGGGUUUGAGGCUCUCUAUCUCUAUCUCUAUCUCUCUCCAUCGACCACUCCAAUCGAAAAGCACAACACAACUCAAACAGAAGCAGCGAUGUUCCCAGGCAUGUUUAUGCGCAAACCAGACAAGGCGGCGGCCUUGAAACAACUGAAGGCACACGUGGCUAUGUUUAGGGUCUGGAUGACCGUGGUUCGUGUCACCCCUUACGUUCUCCAUUACCUCGCUGAUGAAAAGGAUGAGCUCAAGCUUGAGUUCUAGAUUCAGUGGAUUUACAAGCCGGGAAUUUAUUUGGAACACGAAAGAGAUUGCGAGUUCCGGUUUCCUUUUCCGAUUUAGUACGAGGCGAAGUGUAAUCACAUAUGUUUAUUUCUGUGGUCAUAUGGUUGUUGGCCUUUUAUUCAAAUGAAACCAGUCAUAACUACAUGAAUAUACAUUUACCUGCUCUCUGUUAGUAUUUGGAUUUUGGAUCGGAUUUU